Messenger RNA from Encephalitozoon intestinalis ATCC 50506, 558 nucleotides. RefSeq lists its product as uncharacterized. Gene Ontology annotation, cellular component: ribonucleoprotein complex. Gene Ontology annotation, molecular function: RNA binding. The record is from RefSeq and is a predicted model, not a curated record. Lineage: Eukaryota; Fungi; Microsporidia; Unikaryonidae. The coding region runs from base 1 to 558 and encodes 185 amino acids. The transcript is spliced from 2 exons.
AUGCAAUUGACAAGGAAGACUAAUCAACUGGCUAUUCCUGAUCUCUCAGGAAAGGUAACUGUGAAGGAUCUACUGGAGGCUUUUUCGAAGUAUGAAAAGGAAAUAACAAGCGUCAAGCUUAGCAAGCAAAGGAGAUCAAGAGAUGAGGAUCUCAAGGUUGGAUAUGUUGAGUUUGAAACGGUUGAGGAUACGGAAAAGGCCUAUGGAGAGGGAAGCAUCAAGGUUGGGGGAGAGAUGAAGGCUCUACACUAUGCAAAGAGAAAGGACCAAAGAAUGAGAGAACGGGUUGUUGUUUCUAACAAGAAGGUGUAUAUUUCUGGAAUUCCCGAGGAUACCGACAAGGACGAGCUUUCUGCACUCUUGGGAAAUUGCAGGAUAUCUGGAGGAGACAAGGGCAAAAGCUAUCUUUUUGCAGAGUAUGACAACAGCGAGGAACAGGAGAAGGCACUGAACAGAAUCAAUAACUCGAAGAUCAAAGGCUCUAAGUUGUUUGCAACUCAAGCAUAUGAAAAGGCAAACAUUGGAAGAACUGGUAGAAAGAGGAGCGAUUCCAAUUAA